Orbicella faveolata is the source of this 2606-nucleotide messenger RNA. RefSeq lists its product as uncharacterized. NCBI's taxonomy places the organism in Eukaryota, Metazoa, Cnidaria, Anthozoa, Scleractinia, Merulinidae. The record is from RefSeq and is a predicted model, not a curated record. Gene Ontology annotation, biological process: Rho protein signal transduction. Gene Ontology annotation, cellular component: plasma membrane; cell surface. Gene Ontology annotation, molecular function: nerve growth factor binding; death receptor activity; coreceptor activity.
GCUAAUAAUCAUGCAGAAAUGUAAAUUCAGCGGGGAAACUGGGUCCGCUUUCGAUUCUCGGAAUCGGUCGAUGCGAACUCGAGUACAUCUUGAAACAAUUGUGUAUACUUGGAUAAAGAUUCCAUCGAACAAUAAUUGAAAACAACGCUUGAUUACAAGCAGCCAUCAUGGGAAGACAUCACAAGCCUGCAGAUCUGCCUUCAAGUUCAAGUUAUCCUACAGGCUUCAGUCGAAGUCCUUUUACGAUAAGGGAAGUAAGGUGUUACAUUUGGUGGCCCGCAAAUAAGAUUCCUUCAGUUAUUCCGCUUGCUGUCAUCGUGUGCUUCUUUAUCUGCGUAAUUUGCUUCUGGCGAUUACCUGAAGAUCAUGAUGAGUACCCUGAUGGCUUUACAUGUCCAAACUCAACAUACAAGAUUUUAGACGACAGAAAUGUGACCAUCAGUUGCAAGCCUUGCCUAGAAUGUCCUUUGGGGCAACAGCUUCUACUGCCAUGUGGCAGCACAACACAAUCAGAAACCUCUAUAGCGUGUAGGAAAUGUCCACCAGACACUUAUAAAGAAAGCCAGGGUAAAGGCAAGUGUAAACCAUGCCAAACCUGUGGACUCAGAGAGACCAUCAGCCAGUGCACACCAGAGAAGAAUACACAAUGUGGCGAAUGUCCUCGGGGAUACUAUCAAGAAGACUAUACGUUGGAUUCGUGUAAGAGGUGUUCUACGUGUUGUGGGGUCAGACGCUUUGCUGAGUUAGAAUGCAUUUACCUGAAACAAUGCGUAAGAAAAAACUGCACCCUGCAACUGAAAAUCAAGGAGAGCAGUGUCCUAAAGUCGGAGGAUUUUGCCAAACUGUUUGCAACGGAAUCAACUGGACCUGAAAGAGCAAUGACACAACGAAGUGCUUCUCAAAGUGAUAAUCCAACACAUGCAAGAAAUUGGGUAUUGGAGAACAUAGUACCCCAGUUAAAGAAAUCUAAAUCUAAAAGAGAGGUUAACGUGAAAAUGCAAAGAUAUGGUGGCAAAAAUGCUUCUCAGGUAGUCGAGGAAGGAACUACUUACGCUGUUAAAGGGAAUAAUUCAAAUCCCGCUACCAUAGCCUCUGUUGAAAACAGUGUGGCCGGCAGUUUGGUAACUCUUCAAAGCAAACUGCAGGAGAGUUUUGGAACUACUUUUAAUGAUUCUGUCAGGGAGCCAACAUUGCAAUCGACAUCAAGCAAUUCUGGUAAAGAAAAUAAGCUACUGACCAUUCUAAUUGUACUCGUAGCCGGAUUCGUGGGCAUUGCAAUUAUCCUGGUUUUAAUUGGAGUGAUUAUAUUAUUGAGGAUGCAGUCUGGGCAUUUUCCAGGAAGUGGUUGUACUAUUACAUGUUGUGCAAAAUAUAUAUCAAUAGAUGGCGACGAAUACCGACCAUUCCUUCGUGACAGAUCUCUGACAGAUUCUGAUUGUCAAGAAAUCACUCACAUCAGUGACAGUGGGGUUGACAACUCCUCUGAGAAAAGUACAGAUACUGGUGACCUUGAAAGUCUUCCUUUGUCUGAGUUACCUCCAACCCUUGAAAACAUACUUAUAAAGACACUAGAUUUGCGCCACAAAGGUGAAUAUGGGUGGAAAAAAUUGGGAAAGGCUUUUGGAAUUAACAACGUUGAACUAGAGUACCUGGAAACUGCGUACAAAAGGAGUGUAGAAAGUCCUACGAAAGAACUGUUGGAAAUACUAAAUACGAGUCAUCGUGGAACUGUUGGUGACCUACUAAACAAAUUAAAAGGUUCACAUGUAAACCAACCAGCUGUUGCUCUGCUAAUAUGUGAGAAAUGGCAAGAAAUUAAAUAUGUUCAGGCCAGGAAAUAACUUUAGUAGAGCAGAUAUUUGCGUUGCACCACUAGGCUUAAAUCGUAGAAUGGUAUGAAUGAUAAGUGUGUUAAAUAAAUCUUACAAUAAUAUAAAAAGCAUAGAUGUUGGAAGAUGCUGGUUCAGACGUAAAUGUUAUUAUCAGACAUAAAUGUUAUUAUAAAACAUGUAAAAUUCACUUCUAGUUUCCAAUAUGUAAUAUUGUUUUACAUAUCAUUUACAAAGGAAACCUUAUUUAAUUAUUUUAUCACGGCAAGGUAUUUUUUCUUCCAGGGGAUGCCUCAAAUCAAAGAGAUAAUUUACCUUGACACCAUAUACAUCAAAUUCAAACUAUACCAUCAGAAACUCGUUGUGUGUGUAUAUAUUUCUCUGAGGUGCACAAUUUUGACAAGGGUGCACGAGACAAUUAUUAAAGGACAACUGGUGUAUCAAAGUUUGUGUUACCAAUGGUGACUACUAUUUUACGAGUAUUAGUGUAAUGUUUCUAAGAGAGAAAUGUAGACGUACAUGCAAAAUUCUUUAAAAUGCUGUAAGAAGUACUCAGUAACAGACCUGUAUGUACAAAUGGACUAGUUUAAGAAACGUUAUUGGGUAAUAGAAUUGUAGAAUUAUUGGACUGCUUAAAUUGUAAAAACCCAAGAUAUUAAUUUUUAACCACAUUUUACACUUUUAUAACAAAUUCACGUAAACAGGCCAUUAAUGUACGUGCCUAAGAAACUGACCAUCUUAGUACGAGAAAAGAAAUUAUACAUACUCAAAAAAGGA